UUUCACAGCUUUGUUCAGUCGGUUUGGGAUUUAAAAUGCCUCUCAAUCAGUUUGUUAGAGAUCCUGCUGCUGAUCAGCUGCUGCAUUAUGCAGCUGAACAUCAGAAAGGAAAAAAGUCCAUAACCACCCAAUCUGGUAACCCUGUGGGAUACAAGGAUGCCAGCUUAACAGUCGGCUAUCAUGGGCCUACGCUGCUUCAAGAUGUGAUGCUUCUGGACGAUCUGAGCCAUUUUACCAAAGAACGUAAUCCGGAGCGAGUUGUGCAUGCUAAGGGGGCGGGCGCAUUUGGUUACUUCGAGGUCACUCACGAUAUUACUCAAUACACUGCUGCGAAGCCCUUUGCGGAAAUUGGAAAAAGAACACCGAUUGCCAUGAGGUUUUCCACUGUGGCUGGCGAGAGAGGGUAUCCAGAUACUGUGCGCGAUGUCCGGGGGUUUGCCAUCAAGUUCUACACUGAGGACGGAAUUUGGGACAUUGUAGGCAACAACACUCCGGUGUUCUUUGUUAAGGAUGCUGCUGUCUUCUCCAGUUUCAUUCACGUUAUGAAAAGGAACCCGGUGACCAACUUGCGCCCAGACUACGACAUGUUUUGGGACUUUUGCUCCCUGAGAACGGAAACCACGCAUCAAACCCUGAUAACGUUCUCAGACAGAGGCGUGCCAAGGUCCUACCGACACAUGCACGGCUAUGGCUCCCACACUUAUGGCUUCGUGAACAAUGAGGGCAAGUUCAAUUGGGUCAAGUACCAUUUUGUAACCAAUCAAGGGAUAAAAAACAUUAAAUCCCAAGAAGCCCAGCAGCUAGCUGGGCAGGAUCCGGAUUACCACGCUCGGGAUCUCUACAAUGCCAUCGCAAGGGGCGAUUUUCCCUCCUGGGAUUUUUACAUUCAAAUUAUGACUCCCGAGCAGGCCGCCAAAAGUCCCUAUGAUCCCUUCGAUCUUUCCAAAGUCUGGCUACAUGCGGACUAUCCAUUGAUUCCGGUGGGACGAAUCGUGCUGAAUAAAAACCCCAGCAACUACUAUGCGGAAAUUGAGCAGAUCGCUAUGGAUGUGGCGCAUCUGAUUCCAGGCAUCGAAGUGUCGCCGGACCGAAUGUUGCAGGCCAGAAUGUUCGCCUACAGAGACACUCAUCAGUACCGGCUGGGCCCAAAUUACUCCCAACUACCCGUGAAUAGUGCCUACAAAGUUUCCAACUACAACAGGGAUGGAUAUGGCACAGUCAACAGUCAAGGAGGGGCGCCCAACUACCACCCUAACAGCUUCCAAGGCCCGGAAAACGAUGAAAGAGCUCAAGCGUUGUCGCCUUCGAUUCCACUGCAUGGAGAGGCCAAGAGGAUUGAUAGUGGCAACGACGACAACUUCACCCAGGCCAGACUGCUCUACCAAAGCGUCCUGAAAGAGGAUGAAAAGGCCCGCCUGGUCGAAAACCUAGUAGACUGGCUAAAGCGUGCCACUUUGCCUAUCCAGAAACGCGCCAUUGCCACCAUGUUUGAUCCAGUGGAUAAAUCCCUGGGGUCUCGAUUGAGACAGGCUUUGCACCUCGAUGAGCAGUUCCAUAUAGAGUUUUAACUGAGCAACAAAUAAACACCUUGUAUAAGCAA
Molecule: messenger RNA, 1600 nt
Organism: Dendroctonus ponderosae (mountain pine beetle)
Lineage: Eukaryota; Metazoa; Arthropoda; Insecta; Coleoptera; Curculionidae
Product: catalase
Exons: 7
Coding region: 36-1568 (510 amino acids)
Biological process (GO): response to hydrogen peroxide; hydrogen peroxide catabolic process
Cellular component (GO): cytoplasm; peroxisome; mitochondrion
Molecular function (GO): heme binding; catalase activity
Source: RefSeq, a predicted model, not a curated record